Molecule: messenger RNA, 1089 nt
Organism: Anopheles coustani
Lineage: Eukaryota; Metazoa; Arthropoda; Insecta; Diptera; Culicidae
Product: testis-specific serine/threonine-protein kinase 3-like
Exons: 2
Coding region: 1-1089 (362 amino acids)
Biological process (GO): protein phosphorylation; intracellular signal transduction; microtubule cytoskeleton organization
Cellular component (GO): cytoplasm
Molecular function (GO): tau-protein kinase activity; ATP binding; protein serine/threonine kinase activity
Source: RefSeq, a predicted model, not a curated record
AUGCCAUUCGCUGGAGAAUCGCCCAUACCAUCACCAAUAGAAGCGUUGGGAUACCGAUGGUUAAAAAGGCUUAGCGAAGGAGCUUUCUCAAAGGUACAUUUGACGGAGUAUCGAAAUCAGAUGGAAAAUCGUACUGAAACGCUGGCCUGUAAGUUGAUUGAUAUGAAAAAAUGUAGCGAUAAAUUUUGCAGACGCUUCCUGCCGCGAGAAAUUGCAGUUUUGUUGCACAUUCGGCACCCGUACAUUAUACGUAUUCAUGCCAUCAUCAAGUGCCGGAACAUUGUUUGCACUUUUAUGCGUUUCGCCGAAAUGGGAGAUUUACUGUCUUUCGUGGUAGAACAUGGACCCCUAAAAGAAUCGCAAUCGCGUAUCUGGUGCAGGCAGCUCUCAUUGGCCUUGCAGUACCUACACGAAUCGGGUAUUGCUCACCGCGAUAUGAAGUGUGAAAAUGUGCUGAUAUCGGCGAAUUUUAAUGUAAAAUUGGCCGAUUUUGGGUUUGCCAGAUAUGUCACGCUAAAGAACCGACAGGUUCAAAUGAGCACGACCUAUUGCGGCUCGUUCGACUACUCCGCACCGGAACUACUCAAAGGCAAACCGUACAAUCCCAAGGCAUCUGACCUGUGGGCACUGGGGGUCGUGGUUUAUAUGAUGCUUAAUAAAUCGAUUCCAUUCAAAGGCAAAACACGCCAGGUGUACGAACAGCAGAUGAUGCGCGCAUGGAAGUUUCGUACACGGGUCAAUGAUAUCCUAUCACCGGAAGUUAAAACAAUGAUUCGCAGCUUGCUUGAGCCAAACCCCGUGAUCCGCUGGACGGUUGAGGAAGUGUUAGUUUGUGACUGGUUGAUUCAAGACCGACGUCUACGCUCCCUUACCGCGGAUGAGUUUGCUGCCCUCGCGGAAGCACGAACCUUCAACCGAUUAUCAGCCAAUAUGGAAUCUGUGAAAAAGAAGCUACGUCAAAGGGAGUCCACUGAACAUUCGGUGACAGUCAUCAAAGAAGGCUACUCAAAGGAUGAAGAGAACAUGUUGUCGGGUGCUUUGAUUUCUCCAAAAAUAUCAGUCGUAGAAGGAACACAGGUUGAUAUCUAA